Messenger RNA from Scaptodrosophila lebanonensis, 1614 nucleotides. It is a transcript of the gene dpn, whose product is annotated as protein deadpan. Gene Ontology annotation, molecular function: DNA-binding transcription factor activity, RNA polymerase II-specific; RNA polymerase II cis-regulatory region sequence-specific DNA binding; protein dimerization activity. Gene Ontology annotation, cellular component: nucleus. Bases 1 to 1410 code for a protein of 469 amino acids. The transcript has 3 exons. Gene Ontology annotation, biological process: regulation of neurogenesis; regulation of transcription by RNA polymerase II; anterior/posterior pattern specification. Lineage: Eukaryota; Metazoa; Arthropoda; Insecta; Diptera; Drosophilidae. The record is from RefSeq and is a predicted model, not a curated record.
AUGGAUUACAAACACGAUAUUAAUUCGGAUGAUGAUUUCGACUGCUCCAAUGGAUAUAGUGAAAGCUAUGGCAGCAACGGCCGUUCGGCCAAUCCAAACGGCAUGUCCAAAGCGGAGCUGAGAAAGACAAACAAACCCAUCAUGGAAAAACGUCGACGAGCUCGCAUUAAUCAUUGCCUCAACGAGCUCAAGUCCCUGAUACUGGAGGCAAUGAAGAAAGACCCGGCGCGUCACACGAAGCUCGAAAAGGCCGACAUACUUGAGAUGACGGUGAAGCAUUUGCAGUCUGUGCAACGCCAACAGCUGAACAUGGCCCUCCAGACCGAUCCGAGUGUGGUGCACAAGUUCAAGACGGGCUUUGUAGAAUGCGCCGAGGAGGUCAAUCGCUAUGUGAGCCAACUGGAUGGCAUCGAUGCGCAAGUGCGUCAGCGCUUGACCGCCCAUUUGAGUCAAUGUGCGAAUAGUUUGGAGCAAAUCGGUUCCAUGAGCAAUUUCAAUAAUGGCUAUCGUGGCCAAAUGCCCACAUUGUUUCCCAAUGCGACGGCCGCACCGCUCUUCGCUCAAUUGCCACAAGAUCUGAACAACAACAACAACAACACCAACAGCAACAAUUGCGGCAAUGGUCGUGAGAAUCUUGCAGCCACGCCGGCCAUACAAAUGGGUGGCCUGCAAUUGAUACCCUCGCGUCUGCCCUCGGGCGAGUUUGCGCUCAUCAUGCCCAAUAGUGCGGCCAGCACUGGGAAUGGAUUGCCGCCAACAAAUGCGAAUGCGCAUGCCCCCUUUGUCUGGCCGGGAGCAACGGCCGCCAGCAAUGUGGCCAGCGCCGCCUUGGCCAGCAUUGCCAAUCCAACGCAUCUGAGCGACUAUGCCCAAAGCUUUCGACUGAGCGCCUUCAGCAAGCCGGCAGCGGGCCUGGGAGCCACCAAUGGACAAACCCAGCUGAUGCAGCAGAAUACGAAGGCAACAAAUAGCCCGCCGCUGAGUCCUAUCUCAUCGAUUUCUAGUCAUGGAGAUGAGUCGCGUGCUGCCUCGCCGGCGGCACAGCAGCCGUUGGUGGGCUCUGCAGUUCACAGUUUUGCGGGCGUCUUCUCGACCCCGCCGCCCACCAGCGCUGAAACCUCGUUCAACUCCAGCGGCUCCCUAAACACCAGCAGUGGCUCGCACAACUCCAGUCUGGGUCUCUCCAUCUCGGGCACUGCGGUUCACUUGCAACAGCAGCAAGUUACCUCGACCAGUGGCCAUGAGAGCACCGGCAAACGGGAGCGCGAAGCGGAUGCCGAAACUCCAUUGGCGGUGGAGCAGCGGGAACAGGCAGAUUCUAGCGAUUGUUCGUUGGACGAACCAUCGGCAAAGAAAUUUUUGGCCGCCGCCGCAUUGGAGAAAUCAACAUCUGCCUGGCGUCCUUGGUGAACACCACAAUCCAUAAUACUUAAAGCCAUGUUUGCCAUCUCUAAAUAUUUCCACCUUCAACUCCUUUAAAAUGCCCCCAAAAGUUAAGUUUUUCGUCACGAGUUAAUUAUUUUUGUUAAUUUAUUUACGUCAACGUCAUUGAUCAUUAUGCGCUUUAGCCCCAUUAAGUUUUUCCUUUUCAUCUUUAUUCAAUCUGUUUUUAAG